Molecule: messenger RNA, 4484 nt
Organism: Cottoperca gobio
Lineage: Eukaryota; Metazoa; Chordata; Actinopteri; Perciformes; Bovichtidae
Gene: ca5a
Product: carbonic anhydrase Va
Exons: 7
Coding region: 377-1315 (312 amino acids)
Cellular component (GO): cytoplasm; mitochondrion
Molecular function (GO): carbonate dehydratase activity; zinc ion binding
Source: RefSeq, a predicted model, not a curated record
AACAGUUUCCCAACAGCAGCCUUAUCUUAUCGUUCAUCGGGUGUUUGGCCGACACGGACGAUAGUUAACCUGGUUAAAUUGACGCUGUAGCUUCUGGAGAAACGCUUGUUGGUUUUUGCGGUUACGUUUCUUAUGUGUGUGAAGCGAAAGCCUGCCCCUUCCCCCGCCUCCAGGCCGACGGUAGGAGGGCAGAGAGCGAGGAGAACAACCAGCCGAUACUUUUGUUUUGAACAGGCUGUUCAGAGAGCUAACUUUUGUGGAGUUAAAAGGUUUCAGCUAACAGCUAACCUCCAAUAAAAGCGCGCAACGAAAGACUCCAAAGGACGUUAACGCGCCUUUUGUAUCCGCGUGUUGUGUUUAGCGUUAGCUGAUCAAUAUGGUGACUUUGUCAUCCGUAAUAAAACCUCUCGCUGCUCAGCUUCACCGACAGCUCGUCAGACACGCCAACAGUCACCGGAUAACGUCUGUCAGGAGAUGCAACCUCACGGCGUGCUCGAGCAAAUAUGUGCUGUCGCAGAUGCAUCCCAUGUGGCAGGGACCCCUCACGGUACCCGGAGGAGAUCAUCAGUCUCCCAUCGACAUCGUUGUGCGAAAGAGCGUCUUCGAUUCGGAGCUGAAGCCUCUGGUCAUUGAUUACGACCCGAAGACCUGCCAACAGAUCUGGAACAACGGAUACUCCUUUCUGGUGGAGUAUGAUGACACUACAGACAAGUCCACACUGAAAGGAGGCCCUCUGCAAGACACAUACAGGUUGUGCCAGUUCCACUUCCACUGGGGGGAGAGCAACGCCUGGGGGUCAGAGCACACCGUGGACAGGAGGCUGUUCCCAGCAGAGCUCCACUUGGUCCACUGGAACUCUGACAAAUACAGUUUGUUCGAGGAGGCAGUGAUGGAGGAGAACGGUCUGGCUGUUAUUGGAGUCUUUCUUAAGGUGGGAAAGAGACACGAGGGGCUGCAGAAACUGGUAGAUGCACUGCCUGCUAUCAGACACAAGAGCAGUGUAGUGGAGUUCAACAGGUUUGACGCUGCCUGUCUGUUACCCACCAACACUGAUGACUACUGGACCUACCACGGCUCUCUGACGACACCGCCUCUUACAGAGUCCGUCAGCUGGAUCGUUAUGAAGCAGCAUAUAGAAGUCAGCCAUGACCAGCUGGCCGUCUUCCGGAGCCUUCUCUUCACCUCAGCUGAGGAAGAAGUACAGAAGAGUAUGGUAAACAACUUCCGUGUGCAGCAGUCUCUCUGCGGUCGCACCGUCCGCUCUUCCUUCACUCCUUUCCUUCAGGCAGCUGAAGGUAAAAAGCAUACCCACUGAUGCUGCUGGACCCAGUACACGCAGUAACGCACACCAUGAGCACCAGAGCUACCUUUACUCUGCGAUCAGCGGUCCGGACUCUCCUUUUCUUUUUUUACCCCGUCACGGCAAAAUGUUUCUCAUCACAUCUGAAGCAGAAAACACAUUUUAAAGUAUGACGAAGUUUCCUCAGAGGAUCUUCACUUAAAUGUUUUAUUACAAACUGUUUUACAUGGAGGGUGUAGGGACACUUCUGUUUCAGGGGGUUGAGAUUUUUAUUUUCUUUGGAUUUUUUCUGAUUUUGGUUUGAGUGGUGCAGACCAAUUUGCAAUAUGGGAUGGUUGCUGUGGGGGAAAUAUUUCAUGUUACUGACUUUAUUAACAUGAAUCGUAUUUAUUAUACCUUUUACAGUUCAUUCAGUUACUGGCCAUGGGGGUUGUACAUGCAGCUCAGUGUAGAGAACAGCGGCGCUGUGGUAAGAACUCAACUGCACCGUGUGCUGGCCACAGUCUGCACUGCAGCUCUGACUUCAUGGUGGGGAUGAUUUUAUCCGUAUAAGGCUACGGCUGCUGCUAGUCUACAGCAGGAAGCCCUGAGAUUUUAACAGACUGGAGUUAUCACUGUAAUGUGUGUCUCUCCAGUAUAAUGCAUAAUAUAUCCAUAAUAUAAAUCAUCAAGGGCUAUUUUUAAAUCCUGUAUGGUGGGUUGUUGGGUGUAUCGUUGAUUUUGUUAUCUAUACAUAAAUGAGAUGAUUAGAAUGUAUGUUUUCUGUUACAAAGAGAUUAUACUGUAUACAGUACAGCUGACAUUCAGAAACCCUGGUUUCUUCCAGUAUGUGACAUUCAAACAUCCUUCACAUACAGUAGAGUUUUAAAGGAACUCAGAACUAUUAAUAUGUUACUGUAGCACAUGCAUGCAUUUUAAGAACAAUCUGAUUGGAAGAAGCAGUUCCCUUCCAUGACUUUCAUUUCAACCACCGUGCCUUAAAUGUUCUCUGUAUGAAUCACUGCGAAUACUUUCACCAGCACAAACGUGUGAUACCAGUCUCACACGCAUGUUUGAGCAUGAGAAGUAUCUCCGCUGUGGCUCAUGUGGUUUGUUAUGAUCCUCACCUUCAUUUUAUUUUUUUGAAUGAAGAAAAUGUUAAGUGUGUGUGGCUGCGCAAUGACUUCAGGAACAUAGUAGAGAAAUUCGGAUAACCUGUGAAUGACUCGACUUUCAGGUCCACUGAUAGAUUCAAGUCUAUAUCUGGAGGGAACUGCUGUUAUAGUCUGGUUUAGCUAGUUUUAUGUUGCCUGUAAGACAAAUCAAAUUGUACUGUUUGGUUGGGAAAGAGUUGCAAAUAUGUUACUGCAUGUAGAAUCUCUGAACUAGUCUAAACUACUGCUACAUUUUUUACAUUUGAAAUUAAAGUCGCUGACAGGUGACACAGUGGAACCAAUUGACUACAACAGCCUCGUGUAUCACCUCGCCUGUCAAGCACUUUCAAAAAGAAAAGAAACUUCUAUUGACUCGCCUUUGUUCCUCUAGCUUCUGCAACUCAAUUGAAUCUCAUUCAGGAUUUAUUUCUGAGGAAAUAAAGCGUGUUGCUCAAAUCUGCAUCCAAUACAGCAGCUGCUAUAAGAAAUCGAAGCCUUAGUGAUUUGAAUAAAAGCUAACCAUCUUUCUUAGCACAGACAAAACUACAGCUCCCAAGACAAUGUACAGGCACGUAAUGUACCUUAUUCAGCGCUUUUAUAAGCGUUACACUAAGGUAAAUCAAGCACUUCUCUGUGUUUCUUACUUAAUCCAACAACGCUGCACACACAUAGCAGAUGAGGAUUAUGUCAUUUAAAGCAGCUUAUGCAACCUUGCAUCAUAUAAAGAAGUCGGGCAGGCUGCCUGCGUUGGCUCGCCUCCAGUAGUUGUGAAUGUUACUAUGCAGCCCUCUUAGAAAGUGAAGGAGUGGUUUGAGGAUAGACGGGAAGGGGAGGAGAGAGCAGGCCAGAUGGAAAGUUUUUCAGACUUCUUUUACUUUAGGACAUGAAAUUGCACUACAAACCAGAAAACCACAUGUAUCUACUUUUAACAUUAUCCGUACGUGAAAGUUGCCUUUGUUGACGUACAGUUGAGUUGAGGCAGGGGUGAGGGGUCACGGCUGUCUUUAUAAUCCCAUAGGAACAAUGCAACUGUCCAAACUGGCCCUCCACCUCUUUAGAAAUAGCCGUUCCUUCCCUGCUGCAUGGACGCUCACAUCAGGCAUACACACCCUGCUCCAUCUCCCCACUGGCUCCCCUGUGGAGACCCAUCACGAGGCCUCACACUGAAUAGACUAACUGGAUAUGUAUGUGAAAGAUUUGACACUAUGCGGGUGAUGUUAACUCGUCGUGAAGGCUGCAGAUUUGCUUGAUAAACGAUGAAGGAGUUGGUGUGAAAGUUGAUGAUGUGCAUUAGUAACGCUUUUGGGAAUGUUGCAUGGUAGCUUUUUUGUUCUCUUACGGAAUCUAUGUUCAAUGUAUCGUACUAACAAGGAGACAAGGGACCAAGUACUGCCUUCAUCUUGUACUGCUGUGUUUUAAUGAUGUAUUUGAAUUGUGCACCAUGAUCUGCCUUCAUGUUUCAUGGCAUUUUACUCAUGUUAAGUUACUUUUUGUUAUGCCUUUUGUUUUUGUUUUUUACUUUGAAUUCAAUGAAUAUCAAUUAUUACAAUGCAAAUGUUGAAAAUGUGUUUGUCUACAUGGCCUUUUCUGACCAAGCUGGAGAAAUCUGACUUGUAUCACUGUCUGCCUUUCUAAAAGUAUUACAGACUGCUGUCAUCAUGCUGUAUUUUCCUCAUGGUGUUUUACACACUUGGUAGAUGUUUCAUUGCCUUCUGUAGCUCAGUGUGAUGUUUUAGCAGGUGUAUGCCGUACAUAUUUUAGCUGUUUUAUUUGUCCAGUGGGCCGCCAACAUUCCUGCCCUGUGGGGCUUCACUAGGCCCCUCUCCCCUCCCAGCAUGCUUUGCUCCACCUGGAUGGCUCCUUAUAGGCCCCGUUCAGCUGUGCAACCAGGAUGUGUUUUGCUCCCAGAGACCCCUGCCCCUUCAGGGGCGGGAGAAUAUUGGAAAAACACCCAAAGGUGUCACAUGAUAUAGAUGUAAAGAUGAUUUUAAAGAAACUGAUAUAUUUAUAGAUGGUGUAUAACAAUAAAGUAAUGUGUGAUGUGAAAUUAA